GGGCGGGUCAGGAAGCCAUUUCCGGAAACAUGGAGGCUGUUGUGAGUGAUGUGGUAGCUCCCGAGGAUCUUCUAGUAAGUAUACGAAUUAUAUAACCGCUUUGUUUCACUAAUAGUGUACUUAAAAUUCUCUGUAGACAUUUUGUUUGACUAUUUUUACCGUUUCAGCUUCGUUAUGUACUGAAAUUACGGUAAAAUGAGCUGUGUUUGAUGAGAUAGUCGCGUGACCCUGCUGGUUAACUCUGAUGUUUAUGAUUAAAAUCGGGUCAGGUUGUUAUUCUGAUGAUAUUUUAUAGAUUUAUAUGAAUCGUAGAUACACUGAUUCUAGAAUAAACUUUUCUUCUGCCAUAAUCAAGUCGUAACAGGUGUCGAUGAACGGUUAUUUCGCUUCUAUUUACUCAGGAGAUAUGACACAAACCUGCUCAAACUGACGCAGUAAAAUCUGAUGUAACGUUAUGUAAAGUUUCGCGUUUAUUUGUCACUGCUUUCUUCUUUUAAAAGUUAAAAACAAACUGUUAUCACGCUUAUACUGUUGUCAUCAUAUGUAUAAUGUUUUAAUGUGUUUUUGAUUUGACAGAAAUUUGAGAAGAAAUACAACAACGAGCUGGUGAAAGGAGCAGUCUCCAAAGAAACAAAGUUUGAGUAUGCUUGGUGUCUAAUCAGGAGCAAAUACUCAGAGGAUAUCAAGAAGGGAAUCGUGCUCCUAGAAGGUCAGAUAGAUUCAACUUUAAUGUCAUAUUGAUAUGACAGUACAAAAAGAUUUCACCUGUGUGGAGCUCAAUUUGAUGAAGAUUUAAUAGAGAAAUUUUAAAAAAGACGAGUAUCUUACACAGUGUUAGGCUCCUAUUAUCAUAUCCGUCCAUUCAAUUAUUCCAUUCAAACUAGUAAACAGAAAAGUAAAAAACGAGUCAAUAUUUUUUAUGUGUUUUUCUGUAUAACUGAAAAAUUAAAGAUUAGUGUUUGUUUUCAUAUUUUCAGCUCAAAACAGAAUAUAUAAUAAAGAAGGAAACGACAACAAACAACAAUAAUCCUUAAAAUGAAGGGAGGAAACACUCACCAGAAGUUAAUGUUUUGUUUUGUUUUGUAAUAUGUACAGUAGUGGUGGACAGUUUUUGCUGGAAGUGUUUACAGGAUUAUAAAUUCUUGAGAGCGUAACUUUUGUGAAACAAUCUGAAAAUAACUCCUCAGCUUUCAGUUUUGCCAUGUUGUUUACUGUACUUUUGUUUUCCUUCUGGACUGCUGUGUGCUCCCUCACUUUCAUUUCCUCACAAAAUAUGAAAAACCAUAAAGAAUUGUGUUGUUGUUUUUGUGUGUUUUAGAGCUCACCCAGAAAGCAUCCAAGGACGACUCUCGGGACUUCUUGUUCUACCUUGCGGUGGCAAACUACAGACUUAAAGUUAGUGUCAAACCAAACAGUAUUUACCUUUAACUGAGAGUGUUGUUAGCGCAUCAUUUAAAAUGCCCACUCGUAGUGAGUACUUAGUUUUUCCUCCUCUCUGUUCUUCUUCCAGGAAUAUGAGAAAGCUCUGAAGUACAUUCGCACUCUCCUGAAGAAUGAGCCGGGGAACAAGCAGGCUCUGGAUCUGGAGAAACUCAUCGACAAAGCUUUAAAGAAAGGUAACAACUCAUCUGUGACACAGAACCUGAUUUCCUCAGUUUUUAGUGUGUAAAAAUAUAACUAUGACAUCUACAUGUUGUCAUCUAGACGGCCUGGUUGGCAUGGCGAUUGUCGGGGGCAUUGGCGUCGGAGUGGUGGGAUUGGCGGGCCUCAUCGGCUUGGCUGUGUCAAAGGGAGGUGCUAAAUCCUAACCUGGAUGUUGGACUUCAUGUCCUUGUUUUGCUGGACUCACACACUGACCCUUCCCCUGCAUAGAAAUGAUUAAAGUUUACCGCAAAAGCUCCAAGAAUCCCUGAUGGAUUUUGGUUUGAGGUUGAAUAUAAAUAAUAUAUAUUAAAGGGUUUGAAAAAUAACCUGUUUUCAGACUUUAACAUGGUUUUGAUUCAUCCUGCCUACAACAAUGCUCAGCUGUCUAUUCAAACAUCAUGCAUGGCACUUUGUAUUAUUUGUGUACAUAAAUUAGAGUAGUAACGGUGCAGCUACAUUUAUGUUACUUCUUUGCACCUCAGCCUAAACUUCUCAUUUUCUUUUUUUAGAUUUUUUACAGCAACUCUCAGCGACAGUGCAGUUGUUUAUGUGUUACUGUGUUGAACUGCAGUGUUUAAGAAAGUGUUACAGCUGUUGUAGGAAGUGAAGCCAAAAUCAACACAGUGGUUUGAUUUCAGGUGAGGCAGCAGUGAUUCUUCUGCUGCUGUGGAGGCAUUGAAACGAUGUUUGCAGUGAUUUAAUCCUGAGGUUUCUGUCUUGUUUUGGAUAAUUCUUAAAAUGAAGGGAGGCAACACACUGAUGAGAAAAAUAAUAUUUUUGUUUUUGUAAAUUGCAUCAUAAAUUUACCUGCAGAUAAUGGGUUGUGUUCUUUUCCAUCUUGUUAAAUAAAAAAUGCUUUUGAACUAAAAAGAGA
This is a messenger RNA of Xyrichtys novacula (pearly razorfish), 2518 nucleotides long. Lineage: Eukaryota; Metazoa; Chordata; Actinopteri; Labriformes; Labridae. The record is from the annotation of a GenBank genome assembly.